GAGGAACGUAGUCUUUGCAUACGUAAACUGGUGGCAGAGCGCAUUCGCAUUUCGAUAAUCAUCGCAUUUAGAAGUGCAUGUACAGAAUAACCUUGCUCUCGGUCGUUUGCAGAAGAAAAUGACGGAGAUAGUGGUGGUCAGCGACGAGGAACAAUUGCUUUCCCGGAUCUCCAACCUCGUUGCCCGUGCCGCCGAUGACGCAAUUUCACGUGAUGAUCGAAUUUUUCGAUUCGGAAUAUCAGGCGGUUCAAUAGUACAAUUAUUAGCCAAGUCUUUGCCUAAUAUUGCAACCGAUUGGAGCAAGUGGCGCUUUUUCUUCUGUGAUGAGCGAGUAGUGCCUCUGGAAGAUCCUGAUUCUACUUUCGGUCUUUAUAAAAGUAGUUUCAUUGGUAAAGUUCCCGUAACUGAGGAGCAAUUCAUAAAGGUCGAUCCCGAACUUAAUGCCGAGAACGCGGCGAAGGAUUACAUUAAAAAAAUGGCCUUCUUCUUCCCGCCGGACAGAUUACCCAGGUUCGAUUGUUUGCUGCUGGGGGUUGGCCAGGAUGGACACACAUGCUCGCUUUUCCCAGGUCAUCGGGCUCUCGACGACGAAAAUAUGUGGGUCACAUGGGAAUUGAAUGCACCAAAACCACCGCCCAGUAGAAUCAGUUUCACCAUGCCGGUUAUUAAUAACGCUCGUAUGUGCGUAUUUAUUGCCACUGGUAGUAGUAAGGCUGAAAUUGUCAAGAAAAUCUUGAAAGAUAAGGAAGAUUUACCAGCUACCAGAGUGGAACCAGCUGAUGGCACUCUUUUCUGGCUGCUUGAUCAGGAAGCGGGCAGGCUACUCAAUUCAGACUGAAAUGCGAGAUCGGCUAAUCAUUAUACAAAAUUUACUAUAUGAAUUUUCUAACAUUCCGUACCAUACAUUAAUAUCGUCCUGUAAAUCUAUUAUAUUACAAUUCUUUUUUAGUUUGAUAUUUUAAUAUAUUCUUUGCAUUGCAAUUUGUUAUUCAAAUUGAUAGAAUUUCUAAAUAUCAUACAUCUGAAGAUGUAUGAAAGUAACAACCAAAAAGUUUGAAUCAGCCAUUCUCAACUGUUAUUGCUCAACAAUAUUCUUUAUACGAUAAAAAAAAAUGUGCAAACUUUGUUAGCGCA
Linepithema humile (Argentine ant) is the source of this 1134-nucleotide messenger RNA. It is a transcript of the gene Pgls, whose product is annotated as 6-phosphogluconolactonase. Gene Ontology annotation, molecular function: 6-phosphogluconolactonase activity. Gene Ontology annotation, biological process: carbohydrate metabolic process; pentose-phosphate shunt. The record is from RefSeq and is a predicted model, not a curated record. NCBI's taxonomy places the organism in Eukaryota, Metazoa, Arthropoda, Insecta, Hymenoptera, Formicidae.